AUGUCUAACUCUCAGGGAGACAACGGUCCACCGUUAUUACGGCCCAUUCCUCGCCGACCUUUCAACCUAAUUCCCAGAGAGCCGACACCUCCGAACGACGACUCGCCCGCCCUUAUACCAUCCACCGAUUCGGGACACGUCCCAUUACUAAACCUUGAGUCGCUUAACUCUCGACUACUUAGCAUGAGGAACACGGGCUUCACUCCCGAAUCUACCACCAUUAGCCGCACGGAUUCUGCACUUAACCUAACGGGCUCGACGUUAGCGGGAAUCUACUCGCCUUCUAUAUGGGGAAAGGAUAAAUUCUAUAUGGGACCCGACGAGCCGGGUACGCCUUGGGGAACAGGCGCUGAGACACCCGCGAAAAACCUAAGGAUGGACGAGCCAAACUACGAAAUACAGAAGGAGAGAGCGCAACCGGCGCGGAGGCGAUCUUCUUUACGCCCAGUAGCACGCCCGCAACCACUAUCUACCUUACAACGCGUAUUAUAUCACGGCUCGCGCAGUCUGCUCCUAACCGGUCUAGGUGUUCUCUAUGGGAUACUAGCCGUUCAGUUGCGAGACAGGCAAAUAGCUGCAGGUGCGCUUGAUGUGCAUAAUCUGCUCCGGAGCAGUGAUGGCAGUUACGAUUGGAGGUAUAUGUCAUUCUCAGGCGUGUGUGGAAUCGUAAUGGGUAGUUUACUACCCUGGUUUGACGGCGUCUGGGAACGAAUUUUCGGAGGUGACGAUAUUGUGGUUGAAUCCCCAGUAGAACAAAGUGUAGAAGACGAAUCGAUUAAAGAGCCUGCCUCUUUCACGGACUGGGCACUUGCGAUUAGAGGCAUUGGUGCUUUUGUCGGCAUCGCCUUUGCAAUUAGAAAACUUCCAUGGAGCUCGACCCUUCAAGUUUCGCUUGCGUUUGCCCUCGUGAACCCGGUACUCUGGUAUAUACUGGACCGAUCCAUGUCCGGUCUAGUGCUGUCGAUCUCCGUAGGACUAGCCGGGUCUGCCAUGUUACUAGGACUGAGGCCGGAGGUAGUACCGUCGCCGGCAGCUCCGUCGACGCCUGCUUACGAGGCGUACGGCCCGGAGUACGGUAAUGCGACGAGCGGCAAUGCUGGCGAUCUAGAUCAGCAACAACAACUGGCGACAGUCGGCGGGGUGAGCCAGGAGACGAUUGCUAUGGGCAUUUGGUUAUGGAGCGUUCUAUUCUGCUGUUGCAUAUGUUUCGGUAACAUUGGACGUUGGCUCGCGAUUAGACGUGGCGCCACGACGAAAGGACGAUGGGCUCAGAGGCAAUAA
This is a messenger RNA of Daldinia childiae, 1281 nucleotides long. RefSeq names its product putative insig domain-containing protein. Gene Ontology annotation, biological process: sterol biosynthetic process. NCBI's taxonomy places the organism in Eukaryota, Fungi, Ascomycota, Sordariomycetes, Xylariales, Hypoxylaceae. The record is from RefSeq and is a predicted model, not a curated record. The coding region runs from base 1 to 1281 and encodes 426 amino acids. The transcript has 2 exons. Gene Ontology annotation, cellular component: endoplasmic reticulum.